Canis lupus familiaris (dog) is the source of this 3069-nucleotide messenger RNA. Its product is annotated as DNA endonuclease RBBP8-like. Gene Ontology annotation, biological process: DNA double-strand break processing involved in repair via single-strand annealing; double-strand break repair via homologous recombination. Bases 153 to 1487 code for a protein of 444 amino acids. NCBI's taxonomy places the organism in Eukaryota, Metazoa, Chordata, Mammalia, Carnivora, Canidae. Gene Ontology annotation, cellular component: site of double-strand break. The record is from RefSeq and is a predicted model, not a curated record. Gene Ontology annotation, molecular function: double-stranded DNA binding; Y-form DNA binding; flap-structured DNA binding. The transcript is spliced from 2 exons.
AUAGAAGGUCUGUAAAAGGGGUGAAAGCCUUAUCCCUGCCGCGGCCCAGCUCUAGUCAGCAGCUCCUCCGCCAUUUUGUCGGCAGCGGCGGCAGCGCUGUCAAGCCGUUAGCCCGUCUCCACCAUUUCUAAAUCCCAAAUCCGUGAGACAGAAUGCAGAAAGGGAACAUGGGUGGAGGAGACAGGGGAAGUGGUAAGAAACCUUCAGUAAAAGAUAAAUUGCGGUUCAGUGUCUGUGAUGUGUCGUCUGACGAGUUUAAGAAAACUUGGCUAGCACUCAAAGAGCUCCAUGAUAGAGAGCUACACCGUUUACAGGCAAAAUUAGCCACUUUGAGGAAAGAGCGAUUGGCAGACGGGAGGUGGACAGGCUCCAUAGCCAAAAUUAAAGAGCUGACCGAACAACAGAAAGUCCUCAAUAGCACCAUUCGUGACUUGCGAAAUCAGUUAAACGCAAAAGUAUGUGACCGCUGUUCAAUGAAUGAAACGUACAGGAACACGCUACAGCAAGAGUUUUAUGAUAUUCAGCAACAAAAUCUUCAGUUUAUUGCUGAGCUUACUGCAGAAAGGAAUAAGUUAAGAGAAGAAAAUAAAAAGCUUUCUGAAAAACUAAGACUGAAUCAGCAACAGUUUCAGCCUUCUUUUUCUUUUUCUGAUAGCGAUGAUGAUGACUUUAUUCCCUGUACUCAAAGGUCUGUGCAAGUUUUUUCGGUCAAGGAGCCUGCCCCAAGUGCUCAGAUGCAUCUGCCUAUCCAAAUGAGGCAAUCAAAUACUGAACAGAUAAGAUCUGGGAGAAAAAAAGAACGACGACAAAGUCCAAAGUUUGCAAUUCCAUUUUACAGUCAGGACCUCUUUGAGGAGCCACAGAUCUCUCCUGAGAUUUCUUCUAAUAGCAGUAAGCCUGCUGCAGUGAGCAGUACCAAUCAGAAGUCAACUGCAGCUUUUCCUUUAACAUCUACACUUGAUCCUCAAAGUGGGGAUGGAUUUCAAGAUGUUUCAGACCUUCAUGAAGACAAGCUUGGCCAGCCAAAAAGGAAACAUAUCAUCACCCAGAAGACCUCCACACAAAAGUGUGAAACUCAUAUUGACUUCUCUUGGAGCCUUUCCAGUAUUUCUGCAGAAAACCCAACUACUCAAGUCAUAUCUGAAACUUCAGAGGAAAAUAUGCCUGAUUAUAACAAAAGUUCACUUUCCCCUUUUACAUCGAGAAAGGAAAAGCCCCCUUUAACUGUAUUUCCUUUUGACUAUACCUUAAAAUCUAAUGGGAAAAGAAGAUUGAAGGCUGGUACUGCUUAUUGCAACAAUGUGUUUUCUGUAAGAGAUUGCAGUAACCAGACACUGUCCACUGAACAAUCCGUUAAGAAGAAUAGUAAUGAAUCUACAAGUACAGAGUAUGGUGCCUAUAAGCCUCCAAGUGAUACCCAAAGUUUGAUCUUUGAGUCUGUAAUCAAGAGAAAAGCCAAGAUACAGUCAGGAAAAAGGGAGAAGUAGCUUUCCCUCAUCCUCUCAAGGAAAAUGCUUUUCUUUUACCAAAGGACAGUCUUCUUGUCCAUUCAGACUGUGUAACUGAUUACCCUUGACUCUGAUUCUGUUUUUCUGUAAAUAAUAAACAAGACAAUAAGAACAAAAAAGGUUUGGGAAAUGACUAAGACUUUGAAACAAUGACUUAAUGCCAGUUAAUAAAAUAUAGCACAAAUAGAGAAGGAAAUUUAGAAUCCCUCUACUUCCAUACAGAAGUGUAGAGGUCUACCAUCUUUUUGUUGAAAUUAAGUUGCUACUGUUUAUGAACCAAUUAAAGCCAAGAGAGGACCUGAAGAGUGUGGACUUAUAAGAGUUCAACAUUUAAAUGCACAUAGAAUGACUAAAAAAUUUACCAGACAAGACCAGGCAACUAGAAUACAUCCAUUGAUAGAGGUCUACCAUCUUUUGUUGAAAUUAAGUUGCUACUGUUUAUGAACCAAUUAAAGCCAAGAGAGGACCUGAAGAGUGUGGACUUAUAAGAGUUCAACAUUUAAAUGCACAUAGAAUGACUAAAAAAUUUACCAGACAAGACCAGGCAACUAGAAUACAUCCAUUGAUAGAGGUCUACCAUCUUUUUGUUGAAAUUAAGUUGCUCUGUUUAUGAACCAAUUAAAGCCAAGAGAGGACCUGGAGAGUGUGGACUUAUAAGAGUUCAACAUUUAAAUGCACAUAGAAUGACUAAAAAAUUUACCAGACAAGACCAGGCAACUAGAAUACAUCCAUUGAUAGAGGUCUACCAUCUUUUUGUUGAAAUUAAGUUGCUCUGUUUAUGAACCAAUUAAAGCCAAGAGAGGACCUGGAGAGUGUGGACUUAUAAGAGUUCAACAUUUAAAUGCACAUAGAGUGACUAAAAAAUUUACCAGACAAGACCAGGCAACUAGAAUACAUCCAUUGAGAAAGAUCCAGAAGUAGAUUUUUUUCAGAAUAAAAUGAAUAUGACUUUACAUGUACAAAAGAUAAAGAGAUGUGACAGACUGUGUACUAGUUCUUUAAAAAUGUGCUUUUAAAAAUCAAAAAGAGCAUAAGAAAGAAAAAUCUAAUGAACAAAGACCAAAUAUUCAGCAAGAGAGGUCAACAUUUAUAAGAGGAGCAGGAACUAUGAAGUUCUCAAGAAACAAAGCAGUUAUGGUCUUAUCCAUGACACUAAAAAAAACAGCCAGAGACUUGUCACUGGUUAUCACAGUAUGUGGUUGUGCACAUGCACACGUGUGUGUGUGUGUGUGUGGUGUGCACGUGUGCACAUGUGGAAGAGAGGAGCAGUCAGCAAUGCAACUCCCCCACCUCCUUUUUCUCCCCCUCCCCUCCUCCUUCCCCUCCCCUUCUUCCCCUCCCCUCCUUUUUUCUCCUCCCCCCUCCUUUUUUUCCUCCCCCCUCCUUUUUUUUUCUCUGCCUGCCCCCAACUUUCUUUCCUUGGGGUAUGGUGGUAUUCAACUACUUUUUUUUUUCAACUACUUUUUGUUGUUGUUGUUGUUGUUUUUUCAUGUGUCUCUUAGGCCAUUUUUUUUUAAGAGUCAUUUAUUCAUGAGAGACACAGAGAAGCAGAGACAAAGGC